Molecule: messenger RNA, 1166 nt
Organism: Bombyx mandarina (wild silkworm)
Lineage: Eukaryota; Metazoa; Arthropoda; Insecta; Lepidoptera; Bombycidae
Product: aurora kinase C
Biological process (GO): protein phosphorylation
Molecular function (GO): ATP binding; protein kinase activity
Source: RefSeq, a predicted model, not a curated record
AUGGAAUAUGGAAAAGAAGGUUACAACAUUCCUCCCCAUCUACAUCUCGUUGAUCAGACGGCGGGGUGCCUGUUUAGGUCGAUUACUUCGACGCGGAGCAAAUGGCACAGGAGUGGAGACCGGAGCAGCAGUCGUCGNAAUCGUAUGCAGACUGCGGGUCGGUCUGCUUGCCAAUGCAAUAUAAAUAUUCCGAAAAUGCCUACGGACAGUUUCAAAAUCCCAGCCGUACCGUCUUCUCGGCCUUUAUGUUCAAAAGCAAACGCCAGUGACAACAAAGACCAGACUUCUUCAAGACUUGAAUUGAAACGUGACGAUAAAAAGAAGACUUGGUCACUAUCGGACUUCGAUCUAGGACGACCGCUCGGUAAAGGGAAAUUCGGCAAUGUGUACUUAGCCCGUGAAAAAGAAUCUCACUAUGUCGUCGCAUUGAAGGUUCUUUUUAAAAGCCAAAUCUUGGAUUCAGAAAUAGAGCACCAAGUACGCCGUGAAGUUGAAAUCCAGUGUCGACUACGUCAUCCGAACAUCUUACGCAUGUAUGGAUACUUUCACGAUGAAAAACGAAUUUAUUUAAUAUUAGAAUACGCGAAACAUGGCGCCCUUUACAAAUUACUGAAGGAACGCGGCCGAUUUGAUGAAAAAACCGCUGCAAUUUACAUUCGUGAUUUGACGAAGGCCCUUAUUUAUUGUCAUACCAAGAAAGUUAUACAUCGUGAUAUAAAACCGGAAAAUUUAUUGAUUGGUCACAACUGGGAACUUAAAAUUGCUGAUUUUGGCUGGUCCGUCCACUCGCCCUCAUCAAGACGGAUGACAUUGUGCGGAACAUUAGAUUACCUGUCACCAGAAAUGAUUGAAGGAAAACCCCAUAAUUAUGCAGUAGAUAUUUGGAGUUUAGGGGUUUUGUGCUACGAACUGCUUGUUGGAUUGCCGCCAUUUGAUGCCAAGGACUCUCAUCAAACUUACAGAAAAAUUAGAUAUGUCAUAAUUAAAUAUCCCGAAUAUAUUUCUGAAAAAGCCAAAGAUUUAAUGGGAAAACUUUUAGUGAUCGAACCUGAAGAGAGGUUGCCACUAUCAAAUGUCUUAAAGCACCCGUGGAUUAUAGAGAAUGCUCCUGAAGGUGCUCAUCCACCAUUAAUGAACUCUGAGCAAAAAUAACAUCUGCUGUUGUU